UCGCGGGCCGAGUGACGUGUUCUACUCUGAAAUUUUGCGCAAUUCUUAGGAAUCCACGUACGGUGGCAGAAUUUUACGAUCGCGAACGUUCGACGAAACAUUCCGAGUGUAUGAGACAUCGGGACGUGUGCCGACGAGCCGGAGAAAUUGGUUUGAAAAUCACGAAGACGUCACAGACCGAAGCAGCGACCGGUGUACUUUUAAUAUUACUUUUUAUUGCUCAAUUACGAUGAGCGUGCAAAGCACCAUUUCUUUUCCUAUACGAAAGAAAUGGAAUUUCUAUGGGCACAAGAAGGACGUUGUGAAAGAGGAUUUCUCAGAGGCAACGGCGAAAGGCACACCAACAAGGUACACUCCAACCGUGAAGAAGAUCGUCACGUUGAUCAGCAGCGAGUCUGAGUCGGACUCUGACAUUGAAAACACAGUAGAAGGGGUCACCAGAGGAAUUGAGAGCAAAGUGGCUCAAACUUCACCUCACCGAAAGCGUAAUAACAGCUUUGAUGAAGAAAAUGUCACUAGUCCGUCUAAGCAGAGAAAGAAUCAAUUAUUACAGGCUUUAUCAACACCAUCCACUCUUUUGAAUAGAUUGAAUGUAUCUCCUAAAAAGGGAGAGAAUAUGCAGUUUGGAACGCCAACUCAUCGAAAGCAUAAUAAUGGCCCUAAUGAAGAAAAUAUCACUAGUCCGUCUAAGCAGAGAAAGAAUCAGUUAUUACAGGCUUCAUUAACACCAUCCACUCUUUUGAAUAGAUUGAAUUUAUCUCCUAAAAAGGAAGAGAAUUUGCAGCCUGAAACGCCAACUCAUCAAAAGCGUUAUCGUAGCUCCAAUGAAGAACCUGUCAGUUUGUGUAGCCCAUCUAAGCAGAAAAAGGGCCAAUCAUUACAGACUUCAUCAACACCAUCCACUCUCGUGAAUAAAUUGAAUUUUUCUCCUGAUAACGAGAAUAAUUUGCUGCCUAGGCGAUUAUUCGAAUCCAACCAAUACCAGGACGCACGCCUGGCCUUGCAUAGUUCCGAGACAGAGGACUUGCCUGGGAGGGAGAAGGAGUUGGAUAAACUGCAGGAAUUCCUUCGGAAACACUUGGAGGAAGAAACAUCGGGUUCCCUGUAUAUCUCCGGUCCUCCAGGUACUGGGAAAACGGCUAGUCUGUCUAAGAUAAUGCAACAGCCUGAGUUUAAGUCUCAGUUCAAGAGUGUCUAUGUUAAUUGCACCACCAUGAAGUCCGCGCCUGCCAUAUACGAGAAGAUAAUUCAAGAGCUGUCUAUAAGCAAGUCGGGGAAGAAUAAGAAGGCCAAUAUAGAGAAGUAUUUGAAGUCCAAGCACAAGAUGUUGCUUCUGGUGUUGGACGAGAUUGAUCAGCUGGAAAGCAGGAAGCAGGCCGUGCUGUACUCGAUAUUCGAGUGGCCAUCUCUGAUGAAUUCCAAGCUGAUCUUGAUCGGUGUUGCCAACGCGUUGGACCUGACGGACAGGAUACUGCCCAGGUUACAGGCCAGGUGCGAAUUAAAGCCGACGUUGAUGCACUUCGCGUCGUACACCAAACAGCAAAUAGUCGACAUAAUAUCGAUGAGAUUGAGCCGAGCGAACGCCAUCAACGUUCUCCCAUCGACGGCGAUACAAUUGCUGGCGGGCAAGGUAGCCGCGGUCUCCGGGGACAUCAGGCGAGCCUUGGACAUCAGCAGAAGGGUGAUCGAGUUGGCCGAGUCGGGAAAAGUGGCGGAAGUGCUGCGUCCGACGAACGACAACAACACAAAUACGGAAGAUUCGAAGAAGCAAACGGAAGUGACGGAAAGGCCGGUCGACCUGAAAGAGGUGGUCACAGUUUUAAACGGAGUCUACGGGAGUACGCAGAAUUGUAACAAAGAUACGUUUCCUAUUCAGCAGAAGCUGCUACUCUGCUCCUUGUUACUCAUCCUGAAUAAGGGAAGAAAUAAAGACGUCACUGUUGGAAUGCUGCACGAGGUGUACAAGAAAGUCUGCAAGAAACGGAACAUAUCUGCCGCCGAUUUCUCCGAGUUCUUGAGCAUGUGUUUGCUGAUAGAGACGAGGGGCACUCUGAGAAUCGUCGGCAAGAACCAGUCGCGUCUGUUCAAGGUGAGCUUGCAGUGGGACCAGUCAGAGUUGGACUCUGCUUUGCAAGACAAGGACAUGAUGGCUGAGAUUAUCAACGACACGAGUUGCUUAUAGAGUGAUUUCAGACUUACUGUGUGUCGCACGUUCCUACCUGUUAUGCCGUAAUUUAUUUUAUAUAACUCUAUAUCGUAUUUUAUAGCACGCAAAGAAACAUUUUGACUUUACACUUAUCGCAUCCAUCGUUGUUUUCUAUAUAGUAUUGGAAUCCCACCUUUAAGAUGCGUUGUUAAGAUUAUUAUGAUAAUUAUUUCGAUUUGUAUUUACAAGGAAGACUGGACUUCUGCAUUGUAUCGUAGUUAUAAGUGCGUGUGUACGGAAUAUUCUGCCGAGCAUGUUCAUAUCUGUCCUGCGGAAAUAUGUAUAUUUUGACAAUUUAUCAAAUUAUUGUGAAUAUAAAUAUUUUAUGAUUGUGAAAUCCAUAGAUGGUACGUUUUUUAACAAAUUUUGUGAUCUAACCGACCGUUGAAUAGUCUUUCAAAAAUAAAGAUUUCUCUGACCUGUCCAUGUGGAGCCAUUUUUUACGCACCGCCAGAUGGUGCCGGCAACUAUUGGAUUAUGUUAGGUUAAGUUAGAUUAGAUAAAAAAGUUAGAAUUCACUGUGAUUUGCAUUGUUUACAUUGCACGGAACAAACAGUGCGGUGCUAAAUAAUUUCAUUAGCUUUAACGCAGUGACAAUUCACAUCGUCGCAUGUUGCACAAUGUGCACUUUGUGUGAUUGAUGUAAAAAUUGUGAAAAUUCUAAUUAACGUUCGGAUCCCAAAACUCGAUCCAAGUUUCAAGGAUGAU
This is a messenger RNA of Dinoponera quadriceps, 2914 nucleotides long. It is a transcript of the gene Cdc6, whose product is annotated as cell division control protein 6 homolog. Gene Ontology annotation, molecular function: DNA replication origin binding; ATP hydrolysis activity. Gene Ontology annotation, biological process: mitotic DNA replication checkpoint signaling. Gene Ontology annotation, cellular component: nucleus. The transcript is spliced from 7 exons. The record is from RefSeq and is a predicted model, not a curated record. Lineage: Eukaryota; Metazoa; Arthropoda; Insecta; Hymenoptera; Formicidae. Bases 230 to 2182 code for a protein of 650 amino acids.